AUGUCAUAAAUAAAAGGAUAUAAUGAUGAAAUUUACAACAAGAAUAAUUUAUCAGCAAUGAAGGAGUCAAAUUAUUCUUUUAUUCGCCAAUUAAUUUAGUCAAUCCCUAUCAUAUGGAAUAAAGAGAUAAGAUUCAAAAGAAGAAAAUUUAUUAAAUUUAUUUAAUCACUUUAAAUAAUAACUUUGCUUUUUGAUGAAUAAAAUUAUGUUGAUUAAAAAAAUUUUGGACAAUAAAAUUUUAGUAAAUUUUAUUAUUAAAAAUACAUAAUUUUAGAUGUGAUUUUUAUACUCCAUAAAGAAUUUAAUUUGUUUUAGAAAAAGUAAAGAAUUUUAAAUAUUUGAUAGGUCAAACUCAGCUAAUUCAUAAAGAUUUGAAGAAGAUGGAUACAGAUUUGAACGAAACUUUCUAUACAUGUCUAUAUCUAAUAAUUUAAACAUCCCAUUUUUGACUUCCAAAAAUUUUUUUACAUCAAUAUCAUUUUAAGAUAAUUAAUUACUGAUGUUAUGA
Paramecium sonneborni is the source of this 508-nucleotide messenger RNA. Lineage: Eukaryota; Ciliophora; Oligohymenophorea; Peniculida; Parameciidae. The record is from the annotation of a GenBank genome assembly.